AUGUCACCCACUUCCUCUUUCAAGAUCCUCAUCUCUCUCGCCCUCGCCCUCACCACCACAACAGCAUCCACCCUCACAACCGUCCAAUUUACAUCCUACGCCGCUCUUAACUGCGCCUCUGCGCCUGUAGGCUCCGCGCGCGUCGUCUCAACCUACUGUGUGAAUAUCGAGGAUUUUCCGAUCCGCUCGUUCCGUGCAUCUGUGGAUGAGAGCUCAUCUUCGUGUGAAGUUGGGCAGACGGUCGUGUUGAGGUUGUUUGGGGAGGCGGGGUGUGAUGGGGAUUGGGGGGUUUUGGAGGAGGUUGAAUUGGGUACCAAGGGUGAGAGUGAGGGAGAGGGAGAGUGUUUUGGGUUCGAGGGGACGGUGAGGAGUUUGAGUGUUGUUUGUGUUUAG
This is a messenger RNA of Aspergillus affinis, 393 nucleotides long. RefSeq lists its product as uncharacterized. The transcript has 2 exons. The record is from RefSeq and is a predicted model, not a curated record. Bases 1 to 393 code for a protein of 130 amino acids. NCBI's taxonomy places the organism in Eukaryota, Fungi, Ascomycota, Eurotiomycetes, Eurotiales, Aspergillaceae.